Choloepus didactylus (southern two-toed sloth) is the source of this 1795-nucleotide messenger RNA. RefSeq names its product carboxypeptidase A4 (gene CPA4). Lineage: Eukaryota; Metazoa; Chordata; Mammalia; Pilosa; Megalonychidae. Gene Ontology annotation, biological process: proteolysis. The transcript is spliced from 12 exons. Bases 126 to 1325 code for a protein of 399 amino acids. The record is from RefSeq and is a predicted model, not a curated record. Gene Ontology annotation, molecular function: metallocarboxypeptidase activity; zinc ion binding.
UUCCCAGCUGCUGAUGUUCCCCUAUGGGUAUAAAUGUACCAGGAUGAAGUAGCCCAAAAAGCAGCCAAAUCUGUGACAAGCCUGCAUGGCACCAAGUACACAGUGGGACCUAUCUGUUCAGUCAUAUGGACCAAGUUUUUAGGAUUAAUGUCAGAAAUGAAAAUGAGAUCAGCAAACUGAGUCAGCUGGUGAAUUCAGACAACUUCACGCUCAACUUCUGGAAACUUCCCUCCACUUUAGGUGAUCCUGCAGAUGUCCUGGUCCCAGCUGUCAGUCUGCAUCCAGUCAAAUCCUUCCUGAAGUCCCACAGUUUAGAAUAUUCAGUGACAAUUAAAGACCUGCAGGCCCUUUUAGAUGAUGAAGAUGAGGAAAUGCAACACAAUGAAGGGAAAGAACGGAGUGGUGAUAACUUCAACUAUGGAGCCUACCAUUCUCUGGAAGCUAUUUACCAGGAGAUGGACAGCAUUGUUGCAGAUUUUCCUGACUUUGUGAGCAGGCUGGAGAUUGGACAUUCGUUUGAAAACCGGCCAUUGUAUGUACUGAAGUUCAGCACUGGAAAAGGCAAGAAGCGGCCAGCCAUUUGGCUCAACGCUGGCAUGCAUUCCCGCGAGUGGAUCACUCAGGCCACAGGGAUCUGGAUGGCGAGCAAGAUUGUAUCUGAUUACGGGAAGGAUCCAUCCAUCACCUCCAUCUUGGAGAAAAUGGAUAUUUUCUUGUUGCCUGUGGCCAAUCCUGAUGGAUAUGUGUACACUCAAACUGAAAAUCGAUUCUGGAGGAAGACACGGUCCAGAAAUCCUGGAAGCCCCUGCAUUGGUGUUGACCCAAAUAGAAAUUGGAAUGCCAGUUUUGCAGGAGAGGGAGCCAGUAACAACCCGUGCUCAGAAGUAUACCAUGGACCCCAUGCCAAUUCAGAAGUAGAGGUGAAAUCAGUGGUAGAUUUCAUCCAAAAACAUGGGAAUUUCAAAUGUUUCAUUGACCUGCACAGCUAUUCACAGCUGCUGAUGUAUCCAUAUGGGUACACAGUCCACAAGGUCCCAGAUGCUGCUGAGCUGGAUGAGGUGGCAAGGCGUGCGGCCGAAGCUCUGGCUUCACUGCAGGGCACUAAGUACAAAGUGGGUCCUACCUGCACGACUGUCUACCCAGCUAGUGGGAGUAGCAUCGACUGGGCCUAUGAUAACAACAUCAAGUAUGCAUUCACCUUUGAGUUGAGAGAUACUGGGCACUAUGGCUUCCUCCUGCCAGCCAACCAGAUCAUUCCCACUGCAGAGGAGACCUGGCUGGGACUGAAGACCAUCAUGGAGCAUGUACGGGACCAUCUCUACUAGACAAGGAACCCCACUCUUUCUUUAUUUAAUUAUACCCAAAUAUACACGCACACUGAGGCCUUGAUGUAUGGCUUUGUUAAGAACACAGGUCAGCCCUCUCCAUGACCACUCCCUGGAGUUUGUGCAUCCUGGCAGUGCACCUGUGAGGGGGCUUCUGCCAACCCUGCUAUAUCUUGGUCCUGCUGUUUUGCUGAGCCUUUUGUGUUUCUCUCCUUCCACACAGCUGGUUGAGCAGGCCACACUUAGGAUUGUUCCUUACUGCGUGGUACACCUCUACCUCAUUUUUAGAACAAAACAACAUUUGAGAUGGUUCUCUAGCCUCAUCCACAUCUAUCCAAACCAGUGACCUUGGUCUGCUAGGGGCCUCUGGGCCUGUGCUGUGGGAGACAGAGAUGACGCAGAACUUCCUUUAAUCCAUCUCACUCUUUCGUGAACAUAUUUUUCUUUGAGCAACAAAUCCUUUAAGGUCA